This is a messenger RNA of Symbiodinium sp. CCMP2592, 346 nucleotides long. NCBI's taxonomy places the organism in Eukaryota, Dinophyceae, Suessiales, Symbiodiniaceae. The record is from the annotation of a GenBank genome assembly.
GUUCGGGGACACGAUUAUGUUACCAUCGCAAGCUUGUGACUGUGAGCAAAUUACCAGAGACGAGGGUUCGGGGACACGAUUACGUUACCAUCACAAGCUGGUGGCUGUGCGCAAGUCCAACCAGCGACAAGGUUUGGGGACACGAUUACGUUACCAUGGCAAGCUGGUGGCUGUGAGCACCUUGAAGCAGCGACGAGGUUCGGGGACACGAUUACGCUACCAUGGCAAGCUGGCGGCUGUGAGCAAGUUACUAGAGACGAGGCUCGGGGACACGAUUACGUUACCAUGGCAAGCUGGCGGCUGUGACUACAUGCUGCAAAUCUUCGGAAAACUACUUUUCUCAUGA